AUGCGCGGCAUCACAGCUACCAGACCUUCUUUAUCAUCGCUGACACGCUCACACACUAGCACCGCCGCACGCUGGUAUACAUCACCAUCUGGUUUGGCCCACGCAGAACCAGCUCCACCAAGUCGAAGAGAUCUCAUUCGAUCUCGAAUUGCACAGGUUGACGCUAUCUCUUCGACAGCUGAAGUUUCACCAUUCUUGGUGGAUACUUUUGGCCGCCGACACAACUACCUACGCAUUUCCCUGACAGAGCGAUGUAAUCUACGAUGUUUCUAUUGUAUGCCAAGCGAAGGCGUCGACCUUUCCCCAAAAUCAAACAUCUUGUCGGAUGAUGAGAUUAUCCGUCUCGCAACUUUGUUCGUCAAGAGUGGCGUCACAAAGAUCCGGCUCACGGGCGGUGAGCCAACUGUUCGAAAGGGCCUUGUUGAUCUUGUCGCACGCCUGAACGAAUUGCGUGAGCACGGCCUCGAAUCUAUCGGCAUGACCAGCAACGGGCUCGUACUCCAUCGAUAUCUAUCGAAUUUGGUCCAGAGUGGACUCACACACCUUAACCUGAGUUUAGACACCCUUGACCCGUUCAAGUUUGAAAUCAUGACUCGACGCAUGGGUCACCAGGCCGUAUUGAGGUCACUGGACCACGCGCUUGUGUCCGACCUGAAAUCUGUCAAAAUGAACGUCGUCAUAGUCAAAGGUCUCAAUGACAACGAGGUGUUAGACUUCGUUGAUAUGACGAAAGACCGAAACUUUUCCAUCCGGUUCAUCGAGUUCAUGCCGUUUACAGGAAAUCAGUGGGACAAAGCUAAGAUGGUCCCAUCUUCCGAGUUACUGUCUCGCAUCUCAGCAGCUCACCCAAGCUUGAGAAAAGCGGCGGAUGAGCUCAAUGACACGGCCAGGUCAUAUCGAAUUCCUGGUUACCGAGGCAGCAUUGGGUUCAUCAGCAGCAUGUCUGAUCACUUCUGUGCAUCUUGCAAUCGCCUGCGGUUGACCGCAGACGGGCAAAUCAAGGUUUGCCUAUUUGAUGCGAAAGAGGUCUCUCUGCGGGAUCAGAUGAGACAAGGGGCAGACGACACGCAUCUACUUCGAACUAUCGGGAGAGCCGUCAACGGAAAGAAGGAGAAGCAUGAUGGUAUGGAAGAUAUAGAUGUUGUCACGAAUAGACCCAUGAUUCUCAUCGGUGCUAUCCGUUUAGCACCUCGCGUCGCCUAUGCCUGGGCAUCACGAUCAGCGCGAGGCGCGCGGCUUAAUCAUCUCUGGUCACCGACGACAGUACCUCCUGGCUUGUCUACUCUCGAACGAGUUCGGUGCCUCUCCACGAAGUCGGCCCUUGACUCAUCACAUCAGCCCGAGUCUAAGUUGACUCACGUUGAUGCCGAAGGCCGUCCGCACAUGGUUGACGUCUCAAACAAGGAGUCCACCAGUCGCACUGCGACAGCUGAGGGCCGGAUUUACCUCCCCCGCGUCGCUUACGAGCUUGUCUUCCCAACGACUAGACAUGCGCCGGGGCCUCUGCCAACCUCGAGGUUAGGGGGUGAGAAGCCAAAACAUUCCGAAAAGUCCGUCGUCCCGGACCGUGCUCCUGAUCCGGCUUUGGAAACGAAUUUGGGCUUGGGCGCGGCCAUGAGUGAGUUGGAGAAAGCCAAGUCCAAGGCCCGAAAGAAGGGCGACGUGCUGAUCGUCGCGCAGCUCGCUGCCAUUAUGGCAUGCAAACGCACGGCCGAGCUCAUUCCCCUCUGUCAUCCGCUCCCCUUAUCCCACGUGUCUGUCGCACUUACUCCAGAGGUCCACCCCGACCCUGAUGCCACAUACGAUCUGACAGACCUGCCCGACAAAGGGAACACCGGUCGACGACCCCACCUAUACAGCAUCAAGUGCAUCGCGACUGUGUCCUGCGAUGGAAAGACGGGCGUUGAGAUGGAAGCGCUGACAGCCGUAUCUGUGGGCUUGCUCACCGUGUGGGAUAUGCUCAAGGCGGUGGCGGGAAAGGAGAUGGUGAUUGGUGAUAUUUUGGUUCGCGGCAAGGCGGGUGGGAAGAGCGGUGAUUUUGUUCGGCGACAAUAG
Heterobasidion irregulare TC 32-1 is the source of this 2055-nucleotide messenger RNA. RefSeq lists its product as uncharacterized. Gene Ontology annotation, biological process: Mo-molybdopterin cofactor biosynthetic process. Gene Ontology annotation, molecular function: 4 iron, 4 sulfur cluster binding; cyclic pyranopterin monophosphate synthase activity; GTP 3',8'-cyclase activity. Lineage: Eukaryota; Fungi; Basidiomycota; Agaricomycetes; Russulales; Bondarzewiaceae. Bases 1 to 2055 code for a protein of 684 amino acids. The record is from RefSeq and is a predicted model, not a curated record. The transcript is spliced from 8 exons.